AUGGCUUCUGUUCCAGUUUAUUCGCUUGCCGGGGAGCUUCUGGCCGACGUUUCCGUUUUUGAGGGUGACAAAGUAGCAUCCAUCCACCAGCAGCUCUGCGUCCCCUCUUUGCGGCUGGUGUUACAAGGGCGGGAGCUGUCAGUAGAAGACGAGGUCUCCGCCGCUGGCCUGCUUGUGCCAGGGGUUGAGCUGACGGCUGUGGUGCAGGCUGGACGCAGCGGCUGCUUCGAGGCUGCGAGAGUGCUGACCGCUUCGAAAGAUGCAACGGCCAAGAUUUUCGAUCUGGAGACAGGUACAUGCCUGCACUCAUUCAACGAGGAAUUCGACGAUUUCGGUUAUAAUGACAUCGUCUCAGCGGACGUCUCCGAGACGGGGAGGAUCUUUCUCUUGGCAUGCGAAAAUCUCGUGGUUUCGAUGUACAAGUCCAGCACUGGAGAGCCAAUCUAUCGGCUGAAGCUCGAGGAGCAGCAUGAGGGCCUUGUGAGUGCGGCAUUGUCGCCGGAUGCCACCACCGUGGUGCUAGUGGAUGCCAAAGGGGACGUGCUUUUAGUGGAUUGGGCGCAAGAGAAGGCACCACGUGCCUUGGCCGCGCUUGGGCACGUCUUGCAAGCGCAUUUCUCACCAAACGGUGCAAAGGUCGUUGUCGCCUUCAAAGAGCACGUGGCACAGAUAUUUGAUGCAAAGACAGGGCAGAGCGCCCAACUUUUCAAAGGCCACAUGGGUCAUGUUCUGCUGGCGACCGGACUGCAGCUGAACUCGGGAACCACACAGGACAAGAUGCAAAGCCACUAA
This is a messenger RNA of Symbiodinium necroappetens, 792 nucleotides long. The record is from the annotation of a GenBank genome assembly. NCBI's taxonomy places the organism in Eukaryota, Dinophyceae, Suessiales, Symbiodiniaceae.